AUGAGUGGCCGAUUACAUCAAAAUGAUUGUGUUGCCGAAAGUAGUAGUCAAGUUAACAUUGAAAAUAACGAACAAAAAUUAUUGUUAGACAAUAUUACUAUUGAAACAAAAGAAUUACAAUCCAGUAGCAAGACUGAACAGAAUGAAGUAAAUGAAAAUCUUCAACAACUAUCAAAAGAUUUACUACUCCAAGAAGAUACAGAGAACAAAAAAGUACAGGACGAUGAAAUUGAUUAUGACGAUCCAGGAUUUUUUAAUUGGAAAANUUCAUCAUUGGCGUCAGAAGGAUUUUUUAAUUGGAAACAGAUAAGUGAACGUUUAAAAGAGCACGAAUUAUCUAUUUCACAUAAUAUAGCUCAAGAAAAAUGGCUACAACUACGUAUGAGACUUAAUCUCCAUACAACUAUAGAUAAUGAUAUUCAAAGAAACGUAAAUAUUGAAAAAGAACGUUGGCGUAAUAUUCUUAAACGAAUUAUUGCAUGUAUAGAAUUUUUAGCAGAGCAUAAUGACGCUUUUCGUGGUACAAGUUCUAAGUUAUAUACAGCUAAUAAUGGUCCUAGGAUACAAAAUGAACUUAUUAAUAUUAUUGCCACAAAAAUACGUGAUGAAAUAAUAAAUCGAGUAAGACAAAAUUUUACACUAAAACUAAUGUCAGAUACUAGAUGGGAAUCUCGGGUCGAAUCGGUUAAGCCUAUCCGUUUUCAAUUAUGCCAAGUACAUGACGCUUUAAUAGAAAUUAGUGAAUCAACGAAGGAUCCUAAAAUAAAAAGUGAAAGCUCGUCAUUAGCAAACUAUGAAUUUUGUUAUGACUUUAUUUUAAGUGUUGUUAUUUGGUACGAACUGUUAUCUGCUAUAAAUAAAGUUAGUAAGAGUCUUCAGAGCAAAAAUAUGGAAUCGAGUAAUGCUGUACAGUUGUUAAGUGGUCUUAAAGAUUUUUUUUAUAAUUUUAGAAAUGAAGGGUUUGAGUCGUCAAAAAAAAAUGCGCAAAAUUUAUGUGAAGGCUUUGAUAUUCAAGCAGUUUUUAAACAAUCUAGAAUUAAAAAAAAAGUUAGGCAGUUCAAUUAUGAAAGCAAAGAUGCACGUCUAAAUUCAGCUGAGCAAACAUUUUACGAUGAUUAUUUUUUAGCCGUAAUAGAUCAAGCAAUCGUAUCAAUUAAUAAACGUUUUGAACAACUAUCUCAUCAUUCAGAAUAUUUUGGAUUUUUAUAUAAUAUUGAAAAUUUAAAAACGACAUCUAUGACACAAAAUCGUCUUUCUGAUCUAGCAAUUAUUUCAAUAGAACGUGAUCUGUGUGAAAAAUUAGAUUAUGAUGAUAUUAUUGAAAAGUUUGCCGAAAUAAAAGCCAGAAAAAUUGAUUUUAUGUAA
Daktulosphaira vitifoliae (grape phylloxera) is the source of this 1365-nucleotide messenger RNA. RefSeq lists its product as uncharacterized. The transcript has 6 exons. Bases 1 to 1365 code for a protein of 454 amino acids. The record is from RefSeq and is a predicted model, not a curated record. Lineage: Eukaryota; Metazoa; Arthropoda; Insecta; Hemiptera; Phylloxeridae.